This is a messenger RNA of Pangasianodon hypophthalmus (striped catfish), 875 nucleotides long. It is a transcript of the gene josd2, whose product is annotated as Josephin domain containing 2. Bases 255 to 809 code for a protein of 184 amino acids. Gene Ontology annotation, molecular function: cysteine-type deubiquitinase activity. Gene Ontology annotation, biological process: protein deubiquitination. The record is from RefSeq and is a predicted model, not a curated record. Lineage: Eukaryota; Metazoa; Chordata; Actinopteri; Siluriformes; Pangasiidae. The transcript is spliced from 5 exons.
CAUCAUCAUCAUCAACAACAACAACAACAACACUGCUGCUUCCGGUUCACCAUUUCGCGGAAGUCAUUACAGCAUCCAAGUUACAGGGAGAUAGUAGAGUUGUUCAUUUAGCUAGAUGUGUUCUUAUUUAUCGAUGAGUUGGGUGGAAGAGUUUACAUCUGAUUUACGGCUAGUUUGUGUUUAUGCUUAGUGUACUUUGUGAUUAAAGAGCCCCUCUCCAGCUGGAUUUCAGGAGUGUGCGAGUGUGUGUGAGUAUGAGCGGGGUGGAGGUGUUUCAUGAGAAGCAGAGGUUGGAGCUGUGUGCUAUUCACGCCCUGAACAACGUGCUGCAGGAGAGAGUGUUUACCAAGGAGGCUGCUGACGACAUCUGCAAGCGCCUUGCCCCACAGUGUGUGGUGAACCCACACCGCUCUGUGCUGGGUACGGGGAACUAUGACGUGAACGUGAUUAUGGCGGCUCUCCAGAGUCGUGAAUUGGCUGCAGUGUGGUGGGACAAACGUAGGUCAGUGCAGAAUUUGCGUCUGGAGAAGGUGCAAGGUUUUAUUUUGAAUGUCCCGUCGCGGGUGUCGCUGGGAAUCGUGUCCCUCCCACUGAGACGUCGGCACUGGCUAGCAGUUCGGCAGGUCAAUGGGCAGUACUACAACCUGGACUCUAAGCUUAAGGGUCCUGUUUGGAUCGGAGGAGAAACAGAACUCAGGCCAUUUCUCAGUGAGCAGUUGUCUCAGGAUGUUGCCGAGAUGCUUCUUGUAGUCCAAAGAGAAGUGGAGGAGGAUGGAUCAUGGCUUAUUUCGGAUGGCUGUGAGAACUGAAAUCUCAGGACAGGAAGCUCACUCAGGCUGUUCAUGCACAAUGCAAAAAGGUUUUUUUUUUUUUUU